Harmonia axyridis is the source of this 447-nucleotide messenger RNA. RefSeq lists its product as uncharacterized. The transcript is spliced from 3 exons. NCBI's taxonomy places the organism in Eukaryota, Metazoa, Arthropoda, Insecta, Coleoptera, Coccinellidae. Bases 88 to 390 code for a protein of 100 amino acids. The record is from RefSeq and is a predicted model, not a curated record.
UAAAUCUAUUACGCAUGCACCAAUUACUAACAAUAGAGUUUAAAUAUUGAUGUAUGGAAUUAAAUUAUACAUUUAUGUUUAUUCCUGAUGGCAUCAGUAAACAAAGUUGAAACUCGAAUCGUCGAUAUUGAUGACGAUUCCGAUUGCAGUGAAAAUAAAAGGCACCACAGACAUCACCAUCGGGACGACAAACAUCACCACCACAAUCGACAUCAUCAUGAUCAGCAUCAUCAUAACCACCAUCAUCAUCAUGAACAUGGGGACAAUGGAAAAAAAUCACCAUGUAUAAAGCAUAUCACUGUUUACAGUGUUGAAGAGAAUAGAAUGAAGACCAGGAAAGUAAAGAACGUCGUAUAUGAUAAUCCAUGGUGUUGCCGAAUUCUUGAAUAGGUCCUCCAGAAAACGCUAUUCUGAAUUGAAUAAUAAGAAUGAAUGUAUUAUGUAACC